UGUUGAGAGUCAUCAAUUAUGCAGGGUAACGGCACGCACUGAGAGCGAAGAUAGCAGCAACAAUAUGGCGACAACCGCAGUUUCUCCCGAAUCUUUUCGACAUCUGCAGUCCAGCAACGCCUUUUUUGGUUUUCAGUAACGCUUGUAAAUGCUGGCUACCGUGCAUGGUACAAACCUAAAGACCAAGUAGCUGCAGGAUGAAAACAUGGCCGCGCCCCUUAUCCCACCGCCAGGACCUGCCAGCUUUAAGAAGUUCACCUUGGAAUCUCUGGACCACCUCGAGCUGCGAAUCAACGAGGAGAAGAACAAGAAGCCGCCCAAGCAGGACAGCAGCUACCGCGACGAUGAUGACGAGAACAAGCCCAAGCCCAACAGUGACCUGGAGGCUGGGCGGAGCCUGCCCUACAUCUACGGGGACAUCCCUAAGGGAAUGGUGGCGGUACCAAUGGAGGACUUGGACCCCUUCUACCUGACUACUCAGAAAACAUUUAUAGUGCUAAAUAGAGGGAAGACAAUCUUCCGCUUUAGUGCCAAUCCUGCCUUGUACUUCAUCAGCCCUUUUAAUAUAUUUAGGCGAAUCGCUAUAAAAAUUUUGAUACAUUCUCUUUUCAGCAUGAUCAUUAUGUGUACUAUUUUGACCAACUGUAUAUUCAUGACUUUUAGUGAUCCUCCUGAGUGGUCCAAACAAGUAGAGUACACCUUCACAGGAAUUUAUACGUUUGAAUCUCUUGUAAAAAUCGUGGCUCGAGGAUUCUGUAUAGACGGGUUUACAUUCCUAAGGGACCCAUGGAACUGGCUGGAUUUCAUGGUGAUUUCUAUGGCAUAUAUAACAGAGUUUGUGGACCUGGGCAAUGUAUCUGCGCUGAGAACAUUCAGAGUUCUCCGAGCAUUGAAAACUAUCUCUGUCAUUCCAGGCCUGAAGACCAUCGUGGGAGCCCUGAUCCAGUCAGUGAAGAAGCUCUCCGAUGUGAUGAUCCUCACCGUCUUCUGCCUCAGUGUGUUCGCCCUCAUUGGCCUCCAGCUCUUCAUGGGCAACCUGCGCUACAAGUGUGUGAUCUGGCCAAUCAACGCCACCGAGAACUACCUGGCCAACGGCAGCAAGGGCUUCGACUGGACCGAGUACAUCAAUAACGACACAAAUUUCUACUUCCUGCCUGGUCAGCUGGAUGCUCUGCUGUGUGGUAACAGCUCUGACUCUGGCCGCUGCCCAGAGGGCUACACUUGCAUGAAAGCUGGGAGGAAUCCAAACUACGGCUACACCAGCUUCGACAGUUUCGGCUGGGCCUUCCUAGCUCUCUUCCGGCUCAUGACACAGGACUUCUGGGAGAACCUCUACAUGCUGACGUUGAGGGCGGCAGGGAAGACCUACAUGAUCUUCUUCGUGCUGGUGAUCUUCGUGGGUUCCUUCUACCUGGUGAACCUGAUCCUGGCUGUGGUGGCCAUGGCGUACGAGGAGCAGAACCAGGCCACCAUGGAGGAGGCUGAGCAGAAGGAGGCCGAGUUCAAGGCCAUGCUGGAGCAGCUGAAGAGACAGCAGGAGGAUGCCCAGGCCAACAACAUGGCCACCUCGGCGGGCACCGUGUCAGAGGACGGGGUGGUGGACGACGGCGAUGGCCACAUGUCCUGCAGCUCCUCUGAGAUGUCCAAGCUGAGCUCAAAGAGCGCCAAGGAGCGCCGCAACCGCAAGAAGAAGUGGCGCCAGAAGGAGCAGUCGCGCGGCGAGGAGAAAGGCGACAGCGAGAAGUUCGUCAAGUCCGAGUCGGACGACGGCAGCAAGAGAAGCCGCUUCCAUUUCCCUGACAACCGCUUAGGCCGCAAGUCUUCCAUUAUCAACCAGUCUCUCCUCAGCAUCCCCGGGUCGCCCUUCCUGUCGCGGCACAACAGCAAGAGCAGCAUCUUCAGCUUCAAGGGCCGCUCCAAGGACGUGGGCUCGGAGAACGAGUUCGCCGACGACGAGCACAGCACGGUGGAGGAGUGCGAGGAGAGGCGCGGCUCGCUGUUCAGCCCGUACCGCCGCAGCAGCUACACGGGCUACCACCACGGCAAGAGGAACAGCACGGUGGACUGCAACGGCGUGGUGUCGCUAAUCGGGCCCGGGUCCGGUGGACGCCUUCUGCCUGAGGUGAAAAUAGAUAAGGCAGCUUCUGACGACAGUCCCACUACUGAGGUUGAGGUGAAGAAGAAGCUGUCGGGCUCUCUGAUGGUGUCUGUGGACCAGCUCAAUACCUCCUUUGGGCGGAAAGAGCGGGCCAACAGUGUCAUGAGCGUCUUCACCAACACACUAGUGGAGGAACUGGAGGAAUCCCAGCGUAAGUGUCCGCCAUGUUGGUAUAAGUUUGCCAACACCUUCCUCAUCUGGGGGUGCUGUCCCACCUGGCUGAAGAUCAAGGAGAUUGUCAACCUGAUCGUCAUGGACCCCUUUGUGGACCUGGCCAUCACCAUCUGCAUCGUGCUCAACACCCUGUUCAUGGCCAUGGAGCACUAUCCCAUGACCCCCCAAUUUGAGGGGGUGCUGUCGGUGGGCAACCUGGUGUUCACUGGAAUCUUUGCCGUGGAGAUGUUCGCCAAGCUGGUGGCCAUGGACCCCUACUACUACUUCCAGGAAGGCUGGAACUGCUUCGACGGCUUCAUCGUGACCUUGAGCUUGGUGGAGCUGGCGCUGGCCGAUGUGGAGGGACUGUCCGUGCUGCGCUCCUUCCGUUUGCUGAGAGUGUUCAAGCUAGCUAAGUCGUGGCCCACCCUCAACAUGCUGAUCAAGAUCAUCGGGAACUCCGUGGGCGCCCUGGGGAACCUGACCCUGGUGCUGGCCAUCAUCGUGUUCAUCUUCGCCGUGGUGGGCAUGCAGCUGUUUGGCAAGAGCUACAAGGACUGCGUGUGUAAGAUCGCCAAGGACUGCGAGCUGCCGCGCUGGCACAUGAACGACUUCUUCCACUCGUUCCUGAUCGUGUUCCGGGUGCUGUGCGGGGAGUGGAUCGAGACCAUGUGGGACUGCAUGGAGGUGGCCGGCCAGGGCAUGUGUCUGAUCGUGUUCAUGAUGGUCAUGGUCAUCGGUAACCUGGUGGUGCUGAACCUGUUCCUUGCCUUGUUGCUGAGCUCGUUCAGCGCAGACAACCUGGCGGCCACCGAUGACGACGGCGAGCUCAACAACCUCCAGAUCUCUGUGAUCCGCAUCAAGAAAGGCAUCGCCUGGGGCAAGAUCAAGGCGCGCGUGCUGAUGGCCAGCGUCCUGCGCAAGCCGCCCAUGGAGGACGAACAGAAGCCCCUGGACGACAUGUACGACAAGAAGCUCAACUGCAUCGCCAACCACACGGGCGCGGACAUCAACCGCGACCUGGACUACACCAAGAACGGCAACGGCACCACCAGCGGCAUCGGUAGCAGCGUGGGCAAGUACAUGAUCGACGAGGACCACAUGUCCUUCAUCCACAACCCCAACCUGACCGUGUGCGUGCCCAUCGCCGUGGGGGAGUCCGACUUUGAGAACCUCAACACGGAGGACUUCAGCAGCGAGUCGGAGAACGAGAACAGCAAGGAGCUGGAUGACACCAGCUCGUCAGAGGGCAGCACCAUUGACAUCAAGCCAGACGUGGUGGAGGAGGUGGUGGUGGAGACGGUGGAGGAGUAUCUGGACCCCGACGCCUGCUGGACAGAUGGUUGCAUUGCCAAGUACAAGUGCUGUGACGUGCCCAUCACCCACGGCUGGGGGAAGCACUGGUGGUUCUUGAGGAAGACGUGUUACCUGAUCGUGGAGCACAACUGGUUUGAGACCCUCAUCAUCUUCAUGAUCCUGCUGAGCAGCGGCGCGCUGGCCUUUGAGGAUGUGUACAUUGAGCAGAGGAAGACCAUCCGGAUCAUCCUGGAGUAUGCAGACCGGGUCUUCACCUACAUCUUCAUCCUGGAGAUGCUGCUCAAAUGGGUGGCCUAUGGCUUUGUUAAGUACUUCACCAACGCCUGGUGCUGGCUCGACUUCUUCAUUGUGGAUGUGUCUAUAGUCAGCCUUGUAGCUAAUGCGCUGGGCUACUCCGAUCUAGGGCCCAUUAAAUCACUCAGGACACUAAGGGCCUUGAGACCCCUCAGAGCCUUGUCACGUUUUGAAGGGAUGAGGGUGGUAGUCAACGCCUUGGUGGGUGCCAUCCCUUCAAUUAUGAAUGUGUUGCUGGUUUGCCUCAUCUUUUGGCUGAUUUUCAGUAUCAUGGGGGUCAACUUGUUUGCGGGCAAGUACUACUACUGUUUUAACGAAACCGCCGAGGCGUACUUUGAACCGGACGUGGUCAACAACAAAACGCAAUGCCUGGCCCUCAUGGCCGCAAACUAUUCUGAGGUCAGGUGGAAGAAUGUCAAGAUCAACUUUGACAAUGUCGGCGCCGGCUACCUUGCCCUGCUCCAAGUGGCCACUUUCAAAGGCUGGAUGGACAUUAUGUACGCAGCAGUCGACUCAAGAAGGGUGGAAGACCAGCCUAUUUAUGAAGACAACAUCUACAUGUACAUCUACUUUGUAAUCUUCAUCAUCUUCGGCUCCUUUUUCACCCUCAACCUCUUCAUCGGUGUGAUCAUUGACAACUUCAACCAGCAGAAGAAAAAGUUUGGGGGUCAGGAUAUCUUCAUGACAGAAGAACAGAAAAAAUACUACAAUGCCAUGAAGAAACUGGGUUCCAAAAAACCCCAAAAGCCUAUUCCGCGACCACAGAACAAGAUCCAGGGGAUGGUGUUUGACUUUGUAACCCAGCAGGUCUUUGACAUCUCCAUCAUGAUCCUCAUCUGCCUGAACAUGGUCACCAUGAUGGUGGAGACGGACGACCAGUCGGACGAGACGGAGAACAUCCUCUACUGGGUCAACUUCAUCUUCAUCGUGGCCUUCACCACCGAGUUUGUGCUCAAGCUCUUCGCUCUGCGCCACUACUACUUCACUAAUGGCUGGAACAUCUUUGAUGUGGUGGUCGUCAUCCUCUCUGUAGUUGGUAUGUUCCUGGCAGAUAUCAUUGAGAAGUACUUUGUCUCACCGACCCUGUUCAGGGUCAUCCGACUGGCACGUAUUGGCCGUAUCCUACGUUUGAUCAAAGGAGCCAAGGGUAUCCGAACUUUGCUCUUUGCCCUGAUGAUGUCACUGCCAGCUCUGUUCAACAUCGGGCUCCUGCUGUUCUUGGUCAUGUUCAUCUUUUCCAUCUUCGGCAUGUCCAACUUCGGCUACGUCAAACAUGGCGCGGGGAUCGAUGACUUGUAUAACUUUGAGACUUUUGGGAACAGCAUGAUCUGCCUGUUCAUGAUCACCACGUCUGCUGGCUGGGACGGCCUCCUCCUGCCCAUCCUGAACUACCCCCCCGACUGCGACCCGAACUUCGAGAACCCCGGCACCACGGUGAAGGGCGACUGCGGCAACCCCUCGGUGGGCAUCUUCUUCUUCGUCAUGUACAUCAUCAUCUCCUUCCUCAUCGUGGUCAACAUGUACAUCGCCAUCAUCCUGGAGAACUUCAGCGUGGCCACGGAGGAGAGCGCCGACCCGCUCAGCGAGGACGACUUUGAGACCUUCUACGAGAUCUGGGAGAAGUUUGACCCCACCGCCUCGCAGUUCAUCACCUUCGCCAAACUUGGAGACUUUGCCGACACGUUAGAGCACCCGUUGCGCGUGCCCAAGCCCAACACCAUAGAGCUGAUCGCUAUGGACAUGCCCAUGGUGAGUGGUGACCGUAUCCACUGCCUGGACAUCCUGUUUGCCUUCACCAAGCGUGUGUUGGGUGACAGCGGCGAGCUGGACAUGCUGAGGCAGCAGAUGGAGGAGCGCUUUGUGGCGGCCAACCCGUCCAAGGUGUCCUACGAGCCAAUCACAACCACCCUCCGCCGCCGGCAAGAGGAUGUCUCAGCCAAGAGGAUCCAGAACGCCUACCGUGCCCAUCUCAUCAGGCGCGGUUUUGUGUGCAAGCGGCGGCGAACUUUCACCAACAACAAGCUGGAGAAUGGAGGGACCAACCAGGAGAAGAAAGAGAGCACACCUUCCACUGCCUCGCUCCCCUCCUAUGACAGUGUGACCAAACCCGACAAGGAAAAACAGGAAGAAAUCGAAGGGGGAAGGAAAGAGAAGGACAGAAACCAAAAAGAUGAACGGGAAUCCAAAUGUUAGGGUUCAGUGGCUGUCAAGGUCCAGUAAGACACAACGAGGAGAGACUCUGAGGCCGACCCCCUUCAAAUGUACAAAAAGAUCAUUUGCAAGUAAAAAAACUACAAAACAUAAAAAAAAUGUUUACAGACUUGACUAUGUUCAAGGCAACAUGGUUUCUUACUUUGUUGAAGACAACCGAACCAAACAAUCAGUUUACCACAGGACUUUGCUGCAAUCGUGACCAAUUUCUCCAAACGAGGAGGCACCACAAGAAAAAAUGACUCAAAAGUGUGCACAGCCAAUGGCACACAUAUUUCCUGUGGACUGUCAGUUGAAUGGACAGAGUUUUCUGCUAGAUGUUGUAAUUUGGAGAAGCCUUUCUCUGCCACCACCUUGUGUGGACCCCCUGCAGCAAAUGUCCAUCUCCGUGGAACCCUGCCAGAACCUUCUAGAACUGUCUUAGCAGUCUGAGGGGAUUUCCAUUCCUUUGAGUUCAGCAUACUUAUCAAGGAAAACCAAGAAUCAACCAAGCAACAUUAAAUUCAAGGAAAUGUCAUAGUUAGAGGAAAGAAAAAUACGGAACAGUAGACAAGACAGUAGGCAGUUUCCAUGUGCUGAGUAUACUUGCAUCUUAACAUUAUUUGAGCAGCAAAAAAAAAGAAGAAAAUACUAACAUUUUGCCCAUGUCACUUAAUCCUCUCAUCUUCUCUUUGUUAUACUGACAUUGAAAAAGACAUUUUCUACAUGGGCUUUCACACUGAUUGGGUAGGGGGCAUUAAGUCCAUGUUUUGGCUGGAGGGGACUUGCUCCGACCGAGUUCCAGAUAAAUAAUAAUAAUUGUGCUCGUUCAAUGCAUAGAAAUGACCUGCAUGAAGGCAUGUUUUGAUCAGGAAUCAUGCAUGAGUGAUCAUAGUCCACAAGACACUAAUUCUCAGACCACAACAGUGGCUUGACCAUAAGCUUGAGACUGUCCACUUGGAAGAAGAAUUAUCUUGACAGGAAAAUCUUGAUAUAUAUCAUAUUGGAUAUAUAUAUUUAUAUAUAUGUGAUAGUAAGAAUAUUGAGGGAAUUUAACUGGUAUGACUCUACCCAUCUCUAAUAUUGCUUUUCAACUGCCAGACUUAUCAAACCUUUAGAGAUUAAAGGCAAGCAGAGGAUCCAAGCACUCAGAGGCGAUUCUCAAUUCAAAACCAGUAUACAUUUUUGCUUCUCUGAGUUUUGUGAGCGGGGCAGUGAUUGGGCGAUGCUGAGAGACACAUCUUCCAUAAACUAGGAUGCACAUAUUUCUUUUUGUUGCAGAACUAGGUCUGUCAUUCGAAACCAAAUCUGGGGUCUUGUAUCUACCUUGGAGUUAACACGUUAGCCCCUGAUGGUUAAUUCCCCUGCUGGUGGUCUCUGUCAUUGUAGCAGUGAGGGCAGACCAAGGUAUCCCACCAUGGAGACCGAGUGUGGUGGGGGCCAGGAGUGCGAGUGAGUGGACCCGCCCUGACGGCUGUGUUGGUGGACCUGGCCGGGCCGUUAUGGGCAAGGUGGGAUCCUCACUCACAAGGUCGACCUAAAGCUUCCAUCGAUUCCUUUCAUAGCUGUUCAGCUUCUUUUAAAAAAAAUCCUCUGUCAGUUCUCUCUAUUAGAGUAUUACUCACGUGAGUUACGUGGUGAACAGCGUGUAGCCUUUUCCCAGACCCUUCUGUUGAAUUACGAUGACCUUCUUAUAUGGCACUCUGGAAAGAGGGUUCUCAACCGCGAGCAUGUGACGAUGACCAUCUAGAACAAUAGAUAGAGCGAAGAAUGCCCACGAGGACGUAAUGAGGCUCUCCCGGCACACGCUAAAACACACCCGGCCGGCCAAAAAAAGGUUUUGGAAUGUUAGGAAAAAAAGGUACUUGUUUGAUAUUUCAGGGAAGCGGAGGGAUAUUAUGGACCAAUGUUACUGAAAGCGAGUCGAGCCACUCCCUCCAGAAGGUUCUAGACUGACUGCCAUGAAAAUAAGAGAGGGAUAAGGUUUGGCCAGGGCCGCAGGGAGAGAGAAAAUAGGGCUUCUAUCUUUGUUCGGAGUGCUGAAAGUCCCAUGUGUGUCAGUGUAUCAUUGCACUUUUUGGGACCUCUUUAACACUGUGCAGUGUUGGACCCAAGCUUGCCCCCAUCCUGUCACAAGCUCAUCAUCCUGACCCCCCACUCGAGAAGGCUCUUCCGAGUUUGGGAGAAGUUAUGUUCUGUUAUCGACAUCUCAAAGCUUGUCCUGUCGGAAAUGGAGAUAUAUCCAUAGGCCUCACAUCGACAUGGAUUCAUCAGCUAAUCAUUUCUAUCACGACAACUCUGAGGAUGCCGCUCAGACGAGAGAGCGGGCCGGAGUCCAGUCUCUCUGUGAGUGGUACUGUAGGCGAGACACAACCUUCUCCUUAGGUAUAUCUGCUGGCUUUUUUUCUACACAGGAAGGAUGGUCCUAUUUACAAACAGAUGCCUGGCCACAAUUGGCAUCUAAGGACAUGCCACAGAAGCCAUUGUGGUGUGUUUAACACUGCCUGUACCUGAACCCCCUGUCUGGACAAAUACCUGAGGUCUGUUUACAUGAGGUCUCAAAUUCAGUUUGGCCGCUGCACACUUAAACCAAAUACAUUCCCAAACAAGAACCACGAGAGCAACUCCAACGCCUGCCGACGUUUCCCAUGCUCAUCUUGGAUGUAAUGUUUAGAAGGAUGCGUUCACGCUUGGAGGAAGAAAAAAAUGAAAACAAAUAUAUGUACAGUGCAGGCUAGGAUGUAAAUGGCACAAUCGCUGAAAAAGAAUGAACUUUUUGAGAGAAACUAUAAAUACUGUAUUAUAUUAUUUUAUUUUAUUGGCAUGCUUUGUUGUGUUUUUUUGUAAAUACUGAAUUUUAAAAAGUUGCUAAUAAUAAUCUAAAAUGAAUAAUAACAAUAAUAUAGAAUGGCUUCCAGCUAUGCCCUUUGUCACAUUUGUUACCUUUUGGAUUUUUUGACACUUUUCACUUUGUUGAUGGAAAUUGAAUGAAAUAUAGAUAAUAUAUAAUACAAAAGAUAUAUACAUGGAUACAUAUAUAUGUCUAUAUGUAUAUACAUUAUACAGAAGAACACUGUCACAUUUGAUUUAUGUGCAACACGUUCAGUGGAUGUCUAAAACUGGUUGGUCCAGCACCAUAAGUGUUGAGGAAUAGCUCAUGUAUGAUGCAACUGGAGCUGCUUGCAGUGGAUUGUAGCCUGAUAACAAUGAAAGGAUUAUGCUACCAGCACAUUUCUCACUUUCUGCAAAGUUUUCAUACCUGUCACCUGCACAGAAUAUGUACACACACACACACACAAACACACACAUAGAGGCACUGACACAGACACCCACGCACACACACCAACACACAUGCUCCUCACUCAACAUAUUAAACCAGUAAUUUGUCCCAAGUUAGAUCAGUUGGUGUGGCUGCUUCAUCCACUGAAUAUCACAAUCUCCCAUGGCCUACCCAUACACAUCAGUGCCGUUACAGUUACAAACUCUUACCCAACAAGUCUUCUUGCUUUUCAUCUAUACGUUGUUUUCUUUCCUUUUUUUGGGUUCAAGUGUCGUUCCACUCAGUGGCAUGUGCCUUUUUCUGCUUUUUCUGUGAAUUUGGACGAUGAUGCCACAACUUCAAAUGUUUCCAAACUGUGGAGGGCAGGGGCGAGGGAGGGUGGAUUGUUAGGGGGUGUGAUGACAUGGAGCACCACAUAAUCAGGGACCUGAGUAUACACAAGAAGUCAGAUAUACUGCCUGAGGAUUGUCUUAUACACCCCCCCAUUCCAUCUAGAUAUUUAACAGUGCAAUGUUAACAAAAAAAUGGCUAACUCAAGUGUUCUGUUCUCUGUGCUAUAUGUGUCACCCACUUGGCUUGUGAAAAAGCAGCUUGCCUUCUAUAUUUCUGUUCUGUCCAUCUGAAAUUUAUUUUUUUAUUGAUAUUUAAUUAUGGGACUCAUUUUUUAGCAUGGUUUAUGAUAGGCUUUUUUUCAUUUUGCUGAAAAAAAAAAUGCUUUUCAAACUGUUAUCAUUUGACACCGUGAUAAAAAAGGAUAUACAGUACAGUAUGGUGUGUUGCACAACCACUUGGACUCUUAGUAAGAACUUAUGAAAGAUUGUCUUCAUUUGAGCACGAACCUUUUUAUUACCAAUAAAGCAGCCUUCCAGUUA
This is a messenger RNA of Osmerus eperlanus (European smelt), 10264 nucleotides long. It is a transcript of the gene scn8aa, whose product is annotated as sodium channel, voltage gated, type VIII, alpha subunit a. Lineage: Eukaryota; Metazoa; Chordata; Actinopteri; Osmeriformes; Osmeridae. Gene Ontology annotation, biological process: sodium ion transmembrane transport; membrane depolarization during action potential; neuronal action potential. Bases 206 to 6115 code for a protein of 1969 amino acids. The transcript is spliced from 27 exons. Gene Ontology annotation, cellular component: plasma membrane; axon; voltage-gated sodium channel complex. The record is from RefSeq and is a predicted model, not a curated record. Gene Ontology annotation, molecular function: voltage-gated sodium channel activity; protein binding.